UUCAUCACAAAAUCAACGUACACAAACACAUUCACUUCUAAAUUACCUUUCAAUUCCCAAUGGCAUCAUCCAUGACCAUGACCUCCUCGUUCUUUGGUGCCGCCGUCGCCGCGAAGCCGGCCGCGGCCACCACCCGUCCCAGCCAGCUGGCGGUGAGGGCCUCGAUGGACUUGGAGAAGGCGGUGGAGAAGAGCAGCAACACGAGACGGGGCCUCAUGUUGGCUGCGGCUAGCGCAGCAGCAGUGUCGUCCGUCGCGAAGGUCGCGAUGGCGGCCGAUAAAAUCCCGAUAGCCGGUGGCUGGACGGAGGUCAAGGAUCCAAGUGCACCGGAGUAUUUAAUACUGGCGACAUUCGCGGUGUCGGAAUUCAACAAACAGAAUAAUAAGGCCUUGACUUUGAACUCCGUGACAAGGGCUGAGACGCAGGUGGUGGCUGGUGUGAAUUACAGGCUGUCGUUCUCGGCCCGGGGUGAUAUAAACCCGAACGCCACCUACCAGGCAGUUGUUUACUCCCAGGCCGCGCCGACAUCCCUACAGCUCACUGACUUCGUGGGAAUUUCUCGCUAGAUUUUCCGAUCGCCGGAUUGUGUAUCGGUUAAUAAAGUGUGUGAAAUAAAUAUCUCCACACCUUUCCAAGCCUCUAUCUAUAUAAGGCUUUUUCAUCAAUAAAAUUUCCCUCUUUUCUCUUGUUCA
Molecule: messenger RNA, 692 nt
Organism: Salvia hispanica
Lineage: Eukaryota; Viridiplantae; Streptophyta; Magnoliopsida; Lamiales; Lamiaceae
Product: cysteine proteinase inhibitor 8-like
Molecular function (GO): cysteine-type endopeptidase inhibitor activity
Source: RefSeq, a predicted model, not a curated record